This is a messenger RNA of Manihot esculenta (cassava), 1256 nucleotides long. RefSeq lists its product as uncharacterized. Bases 49 to 1068 code for a protein of 339 amino acids. Lineage: Eukaryota; Viridiplantae; Streptophyta; Magnoliopsida; Malpighiales; Euphorbiaceae. The record is from RefSeq and is a predicted model, not a curated record. The transcript is spliced from 2 exons.
UGUUAGAAGCAAGUGCAUGUACAGUUGGGCCAUUGGAAAAGCAAAGCUAUGGCGAUCUCUAGCAGCAGCAACAGGUUAUUCAUCAUUCUGCUGCUUUUUGUUUCUGGUGCAUCAGAAAUAUAUGCAGCUACUGUAACUUGCAUCAGAAGAGGGCCUUGUUAUCUCAAGAGGGUAAGUUGCCCAGCUCAGUGUCCAGAUCUCUAUCCAACCGACCCAAAAGCAAAAGCUUGCUAUUUGAACUGCAAUUCACCCAUAUGCAUGCCUGAAUGCAGAAAUCGAAAACCCAAUUGCAAUGCGCCUGGAGCAGCGUGCUUGGACCCUCGCUUCAUCGGUGGAGAUGGCAUUGUCUUCUACUUCCAUGGCAAGAGUAAUGAGCAUUUCAGCUUAGUGUCUGAUCUCAACCUGCAAAUCAAUGCCCACUUCAUUGGCCUCCGACCAGCAGGCAGAACCAGGGACUAUACUUGGAUUCAAGCCCUUGGUAUCCUCUUUAAUUCUCACACUUUCUCGCUUGAGGCCACCAAAGCAGAAAAAUGGGAUGAUGAAAUUGAUCAUCUAAGAUUCACCCACAACGGCAAAGAGCUAGUGAUACCAGAAGACCAUUUAUCUUCGUGGCAGUCCCCAGAAAGCAACAUUAGAGUGGACAGAACGUCAAGCAAGAACAGUGUUCAAGUCACUAUCCCGGACGUUGCAGAGAUAUCAGUGAAUGUUGUGCCCGUAACUAGAAAAGAUGAUAGAAUCCACAACUACCAGAUACCUUCUGAUGACUGUUUUGUUCAUUUAGAGGUUCAAUUCAAGUUCUACAGCUUAUCCUCGAAAGUCGAAGGAGUUCUUGGAAGGACUUACCAGACUGAUUUCAAGAACCCUGCAAAGCCAGGAGUGGCAAUGCCAGUUGUGGGAGGUGAAAACAAGUACAGGACAACUUCUCUGCUUUCUGCUGAUUGUGGCUCAUGCAUUUUCUCUCCAGAUGGAUUCUUGGAACAGAAAGAGGAGGCGGCGGUGAUGGAUUUUGGCACGCUGGAUUGCACUGGCGGUUCCAACGGUGGAUAUGGAAUCUUUUGCAGGAAAUAAGAACGAAAAUUGCUGUAUCAGUACGCUCGAAGAGCAUUGGAAGAUUUCCCUUUUCAAAUAAUAAUUAAAGUUUGCCUGAUAGGGUAUAACUUGGCUUUUGUGAUUCUACAAAAAAAAAUGACCAUCCCUUUUUGCCAUUUUUGUAUCUUCAAAGUUCAGCAAUCGAGUAGAAAGUUGGCUUUUAAAAA